AUGUUUCUGCAGCUCAUUCGAAGAGGAAUCGGGACAAUCAGCGUACUCCGAUGGCCUCAGGAUGGGAUUGGCAUCUGCAAGGCGCUGCGGACACAGGAAAGCAGGUUCGACAGCCUUGAGGUGAAGCUCAACAAGAUCCUGAAGAGGCUUGAUGCCUGGCACGACGAGGCGCGGUCGCCCGUCGAGCACAGAUUUUCGGAUCAUUCGCAAGGUGGUAGAGGCAGCCCGAUGAUGAGUCGACUGGAGGAGAACGUCAGCUUCGCGCCAGACAUCACGGUCAUUUCCGUCCCAUUCGCUGCGCAAGAAUCCUCCGUGUCACUGCUGUCGGCUGGGAAACAGCACAGGCAGCAGUCGGAGCAGUCCUCAACUUCCCAAGAGAUGGAAGACGCUCCACAACGCAGGAGAAGGACUUCUCUGCUCGUUCCACGCAAGGGCGCAAAGAGCCGUUCCAUCUAUGCCAACGUAGAUGCGGUCACGUGGACCGCGCAGCUGAAAGCCGACUGGAAAAACCCUGCAGAAGGAGCCAAGCGCGCGGCGGUUCCCAGCAUUCAGAAGAUGGAUGCAGCGUUCAUGCGGGCGAUCUCCAAUCAGCAACAGCUCCUUCCGUUGUCUGCAGGCUCCUUCCGAGGCAUAGCACCCGGCGACAACUUGGCAGCGCUGAGAGUGCCGGCUGCUUCGGACACCGAGGAGAUUCGGCUCGAGGCCUCAGAGAGCCGGGAAAAUUUAGCUGCCACAUCGUUGGAUCGCGAUGGUCGCGAUGAGGCUCCAAACUUGCCAGGCGCGUUGAACACGCUGAGCGUAUCGAAAGCGGGCACCACCCUCUCUAUCGGUGGGGCUGGGGAGAAGAAGAAGUCGUCAACAGUUAUGAGUCUCAGCAAAGAUUCACAGGCCAACAUCUUGGAUCAGUACCACGAGCCGUCAUUUCUCAGCCCCGAGCCAGCAGAGAUCCACGACGACUACGGCUCAAGCAUUUUGUUGGCCUUGCCACGCGCACUGUGCCCCUUGCUGGGUUUCCUGACACUUUGCUACUGCAGCACGAUGCUGGGACUGCUGAUCCUUGGGUGGUUGCAAGGCAACACUUUCCAGAUUACGAUGGUCUCCAUUGCCCUCUACAGUGGGGCAGCCAUCGGCUGCACGCUCUUCCUCAGGCACGCUCUGCAGACAGAUGAACUCACGCUAGCCCUCGGCAAGUUGCACUUGUUCGUUGCCGACUUGUCACUCGAAUGGAGCAAGGUCUCCGGUCAGGAGUGGAGGAAAAAUGCCCUGACCUGGCUAUGCAUCGUGUUCUUCUUUGCAGCAAGCCAAGUUCUGGAGGAGUUCCGGCCGAUGGAAAUCAGUGCAAGCGCAGACCAUCCGGAUGCAGAGGUGUUGGUGUCCAUGCGACGAGCCCUCUCAGGCCUCUCCUUGAUCAUCUUCGCCAUCUCCAGCGGACUUGUCAUUCUGGGUGCAUCAGUUUUAUCUCACAUUCUGAUGGGCUUGGACAAGAGCCUGGACUGCUGGUGCUGCAUUCUCCUUGAGGAAGCAGACUUCGUGGUUGGUGUGCAGAGCUGGAACUGCUUGCAAGCCUUGCUCAAGUGUAUUGGGCGCGAACUCGGCAACGCCUUCGUCAUGGCACAGGCCUUGGGUGCCGUGGGCUUCGUUUAUUUUUUGGCCAGUGGCGUCACCAACGCUUUCCAGAAAGGUUUUCGCAUUGACAUGCUGAUUUUCGAGAUGGUUGCGGCUUUACCACUCCUCUUUCUCUUCGCAGUGAACAUGCGAGUUUGUGCGCAUGGUGCAGCUCUUACGGAGAAGUGCCGUCAGAUUCCUGCUUUUGUGAACCAGAUUCCGUCUCCGGAGCCGAUUGACACAGAGAGAUCUUACCUCGUCCACUUCAUUACAGACAGCUCCGCCGGGUUCUUCGUCAAAGACGCACGCCUUACGCGCGAGAU
This is a messenger RNA of Symbiodinium sp. CCMP2456, 1928 nucleotides long. Lineage: Eukaryota; Dinophyceae; Suessiales; Symbiodiniaceae. The record is from the annotation of a GenBank genome assembly.